Quercus robur (English oak) is the source of this 1266-nucleotide messenger RNA. RefSeq lists its product as uncharacterized. The transcript is spliced from 2 exons. NCBI's taxonomy places the organism in Eukaryota, Viridiplantae, Streptophyta, Magnoliopsida, Fagales, Fagaceae. The coding region runs from base 1 to 1266 and encodes 421 amino acids. The record is from RefSeq and is a predicted model, not a curated record.
AUGGAAUCCAACCCAGACUCAGCAGCCUUGGCCCAGCAAGUCCAGGCCCUUGCAGCCACCAUUGAAGAACUCACCAAACAGAACCAGGAAAUGAAGCUACGGCUUCAGCAAGUCCAACAGGCUCAACAGGAAGAGAACCGGUCCAAAGAUAACUUGGAGGAAGAAGGGGAUAGUCAACGGAGAGGAACCCCUCAUAGACCAACUACUCCGGACGAGCAAAACUCGGACCUCUUUCGAGAAAUGAGGAAGGAAAUGGACGAGCUGAGGAGCGCCAUUAAAGAAAAGACGGACCGAAGCGUGGACAAAAUGGUAAGAGCUACGGAUUCACCCUUCACCGCCGCGGUACUAGAAUGCCCUGUUCCUUCAAAAUUUCGCUUACCUCAGCUUGAGCCGUUCGACGGGCUAAAAGACCCCCAGGAUCACCUUAAUACCUUCAAGAAGACUUUGGGACUUCAACAACCACCUAACGAGAUACUGUGCCGUUCCUUCCCGACAACUCUCAAAGGAGCGGCAAAAGAAUGGUUUACAAAGUUGCCAAACUCGUCCAUAGACAACUUCGAUCAGCUGAGUAGUGCCUUCUUGCGCUACUUCAUAGGGGGACAACGCCCAAGGAGGCCAGUGGACUACUUACUCACCAUAAGACAGGGAGAGAAGGAGACUCUGAGGUCAUAUGUCAAGCGAUUCACCCGGGAAACUCUGGAAGUAGACGAAGCUGAUGACAAGGUACAACUGACGACCUUCAAAGCAGGGUUGAGAUCCAGAGACCUCGUGGGCUCUCUUGCAAAGAACCCCCCGAAGACGAUGGCGGAGAUGCUCCUAAAGGCACAAAAGUACAUGAACGCGGAAGAUGCCCUAGCUACCAUAAAAGAUACCGAGAGGCCAGGAGACAAGGCCAAGAAGGAAGACGACCGUAGAGGGCAAAAGAGAGACAGACCAGAUCGUCGGAACAAUGACGGAAAUAGGAGGAAGGAUGAUAAAAAUCCUCGGACGUUCCAUAGAGACCACGGCCACAACACAGAGGAUUGCAGAGACCUGAAGGAGCAAAUAGAGGAGUUAAUACGGAAAGGGAAGUUACAGAAGUAUGUAAAGAAAAGAGAAUAUAGCAAGUUCAGAGACGACAACAGGACCCAGCGUGAAUCCUUCACUCAGGAUGACGACCAUCCGUCCCAGCCUCCACGCAAGGUGAUCGGGGAGAUAAACAUGAUCACAGGAGGACCAUUCUCAAGAGGAUCAUUUAGAUCACUCAAAAAAGCAUUCCAUAGAUAG